Molecule: messenger RNA, 231 nt
Organism: Protopolystoma xenopodis
Lineage: Eukaryota; Metazoa; Platyhelminthes; Monogenea; Polystomatidea; Polystomatidae
Source: the annotation of a GenBank genome assembly
AUGCGAGUGCGUCUCCUUGUCGGCAUGCUCUGUCUCCAUAGUCUGUGCUCGUCGCCGACAGCAAAUGCUGUCUGCCCAACCGACGAACCUGUCACCUGCGCAGCAGUCCGGACGACCGGCUCCGCGGCGGAUCUCCACGACGACACUGGCGAGCUGUCCGAGCCCCAGCGGUGCAUCCAGUUGGCCUCGAUCACUCGCGUUUCUGCUUCCCCUUCUGGUGAGUACCGGUAG